GGGAAUGAGCGGAGGAGAUGGCAUGGAACGAGCCGUACAUGUCUUCUUGGCGACCCAGGAUGCACACAGCUAUGCACCAAUUCUGACUGUUCCCUGUGUAAUAUCAUCCGCUCGUCUUUCAACUUGGAUCACUAUGGAACGGGAACCGGUUGGGGAAGAUUUGGACGCGGACACUACACGUCGGCCACUUCAUCGAAAUCCGACGAUUACGCGAAGAACUUGGGAUAUGCGACCACGUCGAACUACAAGACCAUGUUGCUGAACCUCGUAGCUGUGGGGAACGCUUUCAAGACUUAUGAUGACAUGGAUGACCUGACCUCUCCGCCCGCGGGUUAUGAUGCUGUCAUCGGUGAGGUCGGCGGAACGUUAAAUUAUGAUGAGCUUGUAGUCUAUCGGAACGACGCGAUCAUACCUGCGUAUCUUGUUGUUUACUCGUGA
This is a messenger RNA of Stereum hirsutum FP-91666 SS1, 438 nucleotides long. RefSeq names its product ADP-ribosylation. The annotation marks the transcript as partial. The record is from RefSeq and is a predicted model, not a curated record. Gene Ontology annotation, molecular function: NAD+ poly-ADP-ribosyltransferase activity. NCBI's taxonomy places the organism in Eukaryota, Fungi, Basidiomycota, Agaricomycetes, Russulales, Stereaceae. The transcript is spliced from 5 exons.